Molecule: messenger RNA, 2826 nt
Organism: Anopheles nili
Lineage: Eukaryota; Metazoa; Arthropoda; Insecta; Diptera; Culicidae
Product: dihydrolipoyllysine-residue succinyltransferase component of 2-oxoglutarate dehydrogenase complex, mitochondrial
Exons: 6
Coding region: 251-1729 (492 amino acids)
Biological process (GO): tricarboxylic acid cycle
Cellular component (GO): oxoglutarate dehydrogenase complex
Molecular function (GO): dihydrolipoyllysine-residue succinyltransferase activity
Source: RefSeq, a predicted model, not a curated record
GCGUUGCGAAAAUCUUCUGUCGUUAUUCCGUUUGGGGCUCGCGUAAUUCGCUCGACCGAGCUUGUUAGUGGGUUGUAGAAAGGGGUAAUUUUGGCCAGGACAAUCCGUUCAAGCAGAAAUUCCAUUUCCCCAUCUUUGGGGAUUUCUUAACAGCUGGUGUCCCACUGAUCCAAACUUGGUAUCGUGGGAUUUGUCACACCUUUCACUUGCUGUCAGCAAACGGAUCGCGGCUGCUGCGAACACUUGAACGAUGGCCGGAAUACUGUCGAUAUCUUCGCGGAAUUUACCCCGAACUGCACUCCGCAUCAGCCUGCGUUCCCUAGAAGGGGGACAAGCAGUUCCUCAGCAGGUUACCGCAAGCGGUUCCAGGACCUACCACCAGGGGCAUAGAUUGCUGUUGAGCAUCCGGCAAGCAGUUGCCGAAAGUGGUCGAGGCAGCGUAUCCAUUCGAAACUCAAUCAACGCGCACCAAUGGGCAGUGAUCGAGCGUUCGAUUUUCACGUCGACUCGUUUGUUGUCGUCGGAAGUCGUAAAGGUACCCCCGUUCGCUGAUUCUGUAUCGGAGGGAGAUGUAAAGUUCGAAAAGAAGGUGGGAGACGCCGUCGCUGCCGAUGAGGUGGUCAUGGAAAUCGAGACUGACAAGACGACCGUCGGUGUGCCGUCUCCCGGACAUGGCAUCAUCGAGGAGAUUUACGUCUCUGACGGAGAUACAGUCAAAGCCGGUCAGCAGCUGUUUAAGAUGAAGAUCACUGGAGAAGCGCCGAAGGCUGCCGCCAAACCCGCUGAUGCCCCGGCACCAGCCGCAGCCGCUCCGCCACCACCACCGCCACCUCCACCACCACCGAAGGCAGCAGCGGCUCCUCCGCCGCCACCGACAUUGGCUCCUGGCGCGCCUCCACCACCGCCACCUCCGAAACAAACUGGUCCGAUUAGUCGAAUGCCGGUAGCUGCCAUCCGUCAUGCGCAGGCUAUCGAAGCAGCAACCGUAAAGCUGCCUCCAGCAGAUUACACCAAGGAGAUCACUGGAACCCGUACGGAGCAACGCGUCAAAAUGACCCGCAUGCGUCUGAAGAUCUCCUCGCGCCUGAAGGAAGCGCAAAACACGAACGCUAUGCUGACGACGUUCAACGAAAUCGACAUGAGCUUCAUCAUGGAUUUCCGUAAGCAACAUUUGGAAGCCUUCCAGAAGAAGUACGGCAUGAAGAUUGGUUUUAUGUCCGCUUUCUGUAAAGCAGCUGCCUAUGCUCUGCAGGACCAACCUGUCGUCAACGCUGUUAUUGAGGAAAACGAAAUUAUCUAUCGCGAUUACGUGGAUAUCUCAGUAGCGGUUGCCUCGCCUAAGGGCUUGGUGGUGCCCGUACUAAGAAAUGUCGAAGGCAUGAACUACGCGGAUAUUGAACUUGCCAUCGCGGGUCUAGCGGAUAAAGCAAAGAAGGGUACUCUAGCUGUAGAGGAUAUGGAUGGAGGUACCUUCACCAUCUCGAAUGGUGGUGUAUUUGGAUCUUUGCUGGGAACUCCUAUUAUCAAUCCCCCGCAAAGCGCUAUUCUUGGCAUGCACGGAAUCUUCGAACGACCGAUUGCUGUUAAAGGACAGGUGGUAAUUCGACCAAUGAUGUACGUAGCCCUUACCUACGACCAUCGACUGAUUGACGGCCGUGAGGCUGUCACCUUCCUGCGCAAGGUGAAGGCCGCUGUCGAGGAUCCUCGUAUUGUUCUAGCCGGUCUGUAAACGGAUAUAAAUCGCCAAUCGCCGCCUACGUUCGUUCACGGAGCAAGAUCAUCUAGGGGAAUCAAAGUUUUGACCACCAUAAAAGCAGCCGUAAAUUAGAAAUGCAUUGACACGAUACUAAUGUAAAAAGAGAUCUUAACACGACAACGCUUAUACGCAGCACCAGCACGCCAUGUAUCAUUACAGAUUAGACGGUCGUUGUCUGGCCACUCGUUUCUUAUGAAUCUUUAUCGUUGUUUCCUGUUAAACCUCUUGGAGGACCUUCUUUAACGUGCUGCCAGAUUAAAUGAAGCCUUUUCAAUGACUUGAACUUUAAGCAUUGGAAUGUAGGGUUUUUAAAUGGCAAUGUCAUUUACAUAACCCGUUCGUUUCCGAUCAUCAUUGACACAAAAUUUGCAUCAAUGCCCGUUACUCAAUUCCUUAGAAAGCUAAUGAUGGCUUUUACGAUAUCCGGCGAAGAUUACACGUUGUAAUGGAGAUAUUGUUUGGCAAUCGGUCAAACUGAAUACAAACACGUAAGUGUUCAUGGUGCUCUUUUAGUUGUAUUAAGCGGCAGUCAAUAGCGAUGGAAUACUGAUGAUUAGCACAAAUAUGUGCAAGUGAACGAAGGAUGAACGAUUAAAUAUCGUGCUUAACAUCAUCUUAACUUUUCGAGAAAACCUUUGAAUAACAAAUCGAUGCAACAAUGCAGUUUAGGUAGAGAAGUAUUUAUUUGCGUAAAAUGAAAUAAAACACUAUCAAGUUAUCAAACAAAUUUCAUGUACAUUAUUCAACAUUUAAUUUAUUCUAUAGAACUGACUUUUUAUGUAGAUACGAAUAAUUACCAUUGUGUCUACAUUGUUUUCUCCUCAAGAGACAAGAGGCAUUCUCUUCUUGAAACUGUUUAUACAAUUUAUACAACUAUUCGAGGGUGCUGCAGUUGCCAAGCGAGUAUCCGUCCAUCCAAGGAUCCUCCUGUGCCAGCAUUCGAAUGCUCUAACACCAAGCUUUAAUGCUCCCGCCGCGUACUGUCCAGUGAAAUAAAGCGAAACCGGUCUUAAGGUCCCUUUUUUCAUUUUGUUGCUUCUUUGGUCUUAGUUUACAAAUAAGAUAAUUAU